AUGAACAAGCUGUACAUUGGAAACCUAAACGAAAACGUGACUCCAGGCGAUUUGGAGAAAGUCUUCAAUGACCACAAGAUCUCCUUCAGUGGUCAAUUUCUGGUGAAAUCGGGCUAUGCCUUUGUGGACUGCCCUGAUGAGCAAUGGGCUAUGAAAGCCAUCGAAACUUUUUCUGGGAAAGUGGAGCUACAUGGAAAACAGCUAGAGAUUGAACAUUCAGUACCCAAAAAGCAAAGGAGCCGCAAAAUUCAGAUAAGAAAUAUCCCACCCCAGUUACGAUGGGAGGUGUUGGAUGGUUUGCUAGCUCAGUAUGGUACUGUAGAAAAUUGUGAACAAGUGAACACAGACAGCGAGACGGCCGUCGUCAACGUCACCUAUUCAAACCGGGAGCAGACCAGACAGGCGAUCAUGAAACUGAAUGGGCACCAGCUGGAAAACCAUGCACUGAAAGUCUCCUACAUCCCCGACGAACAGUCCAUGCAGGGGCCUGAGAACGGGAGGCGGGGCGGCUUUGGCACGCGGGGGGCCCCCAGGCAGGGCUCGCCUGUUGCUGCAGGAGCGCCCGUAAAGCAGCAGCCGGUGGACAUCCCACUCCGACUCCUGGUGCCCACGCAGUACGUGGGGGCCAUCAUCGGCAAGGAGGGGGCCACCAUCCGCAACAUCACCAAGCAGACUCAGUCCAAAAUCGACGUGCACAGGAAGGAGAACGCGGGAGCAGCGGAGAAAGCCAUCAGCAUCCAUUCCACCCCCGAGGGCUGCUCGGCGGCCUGCAAGAUGAUCUUGGAGAUUAUGCAGAAGGAGGCAAAAGACACCAAGACAGCUGACGAGGUUCCCUUGAAGAUCCUGGCCCAUAAUAACUUUGUGGGGCGGCUGAUCGGCAAAGAGGGGCGGAACCUGAAGAAGGUGGAACAGGACACAGAGACGAAAAUCACCAUCUCGUCUCUGCAGGAUCUGACUCUCUACAACCCUGAAAGGACGAUCACGGUGAAGGGCUCCAUCGAGAACUGCUGCAAAGCCGAGCAGGAGAUCAUGAAGAAAGUGAGGGAAGCUUACGAAAACGACGUGGCUGCCAUGAGCGUGAGUAUCAAAGAGGGCCAUUUCCCCCUUCCCCGCCUUGGGACACCAAGGCUCGGUGUUUCUCUCCCCUGGCCGUGGAGCCGAGGACCCCCAGAGCAAGAGACGGUGCACGUCUUCAUCCCCGCGCAGGCAGUCGGCGCGAUCAUCGGCAAGAAAGGACAGCACAUUAAACAGCUCUCCAGAUUUGCGAGCGCCUCCAUCAAGAUCGCACCACCCGAGACGCCGGAUUCCAAAGUGCGCAUGGUUAUAAUCACUGGCCCGCCAGAAGCUCAGUUCAAGGCACAAGGACGAAUUUACGGCAAACUCAAGGAGGAAAACUUUUUUGGGCCUAAAGAAGAAGUGAAGCUGGAGACGCACAUUAGAGUCCCUGCCUCGGCCGCAGGGAGAGUUAUCGGCAAAGGAGGCAAAACUGUCAACGAACUGCAGAACUUGACGGCAGCAGAGGUGGUGGUGCCGCGGGACCAGACUCCUGAUGAGAAUGAGCAAGUCAUCGUAAAAAUCAUUGGACACUUCUAUGCCAGCCAGAUGGCGCAGCGCAAGAUACGCGAUAUCCUGGCCCAAGUGAAACAGCAGCAUCAGAAGGGACAGAGCGGUCAGACGCAAGCACGGAGGAAAUAAGAGCAGCUAGCACGCGACGACUGUGACAAAAAUUGGAAAGUGAAUGAGUCGAUGCCAGGCUUAAGAGUGGCUGGGAAUCAGUUACCGUAGACAGAUGAUAACUUUUCAUGACCAGACUGAGAUUAAAAGGCAGUUUGAUUGGCUUCUAAGGUAGAUGCCUACAUUUUAAAAAAAAAAGAAAAAGAAAAAAAAAAAGAUCAAUUAGCUAAACAAUCUAUAUGCCGCAAAGGCUGCUUAAAUGAAGCAACAUGUGCUGCGGUGUGUGUCACCCCCAACAUCCUCUUGCUGCUGUGAUUGGCCAGCGCCCAGCAAUGGAGGUUCCAUCAUCCCUUGCUGCAGCGCUGCAGUGAAUCUAGGGCGUAGCAAUUAAAAUUUGAAAUAGUCCGUCCCCUCCCACCACCUCCCGCACUGCAGCAGAUGCAACAUAGAUGCUCAUUUAAGUUGACUUUUGUGGGCCAGUCCACCCCAAACUUGUGGUACCCUCAUACCCUUCGUAGAAGAGUUCCAGGGUGCGGCUUUCUGGCCAUCACGUUACACAUAGAAAUGAGACUGAUUUAAAAACAAAAGAACAAAAAAAUCCUUAGCGCAAAGUAACUUUUCUUAGUGCUGAUUUUAGAAAUUCCGAAAGAUAGGAUGGUUCCUACUCCCAUUCGCAGUAAAAUCUAGCGUGGGUGAAGGUUUUAGAACAAAAUGAACUCAGAUAACACCGGAAUCCUGCACUGAUCAGUCUUAGAACAUCCGAGAACACGAUGGAGGAAAGAGAACUCUCUUCCAUUGUGUACCAAACUCAGUGCAAUGACUUUGCAAAGCCUUAUAAGACAGGAGAGCAGCUAUAUUUUCCAGGAUGACUUUUUUUUUUUUAAUUUUAUUUUUUAAACUAAGCCUAUGAAAUGAUUGCAGAAUUGGGGAGAAAUGCCAAAGCUAACCCUAGCACAGGCAAACCUAAACAGUAACCUUUCUGGGUGAUCAGCACUGGAAAGAACCAGGCAUGACGCCCCAUCCUACCAAGUGACACUAUUCACAAGAAUGAAAUCACCCGAGGAAAAAAGUUCUGGUCCCUCCCUCUUUUAAACAAUGACACCCCCCACCCCAAAAAAUUGCUUUGUAGGAAAAGGGAUUAAACCUUCCUCUAUUUAAUAAUCAUCUUAUUUUAAAAAAAAACACUAAGGCCAGGAUUUUUAACCAACCCUGAGAGUGUCAGGUGUCCAACCAAAGGCAGGGCUUCACACCUCAAGAGAGGCCAAAACCUGGAAGCUCCUACAGAAAUGAAUUGACAGGCUCACGCCUGGGAGGCAGUGCUUUCUAGUGGAUAGAUCACUGCACUAAGACAGGACACUUGUAUUCUAUUCCAGCAGUUCUCAGCCAGGGGACUGGGGCCCUCUCUGGGGCAGCGAGCAGGUUUCAGGGAGUCCGCCCAGCAGGGCCAGUGUUAGACUUGCUGGUGCCAAGGGCAGAAAGCCCAAGUCCUACCACGUGAGGCAGAAGCCUGGGGCCCUGAGCCCCACCACUCAGGGCUGAAGCCGAAGCCUGAGCAACUUAGCUUCAUGGGGCCCCUUGUGGCGUGAGGCCCCGGGCAAUUGCCCUGCUUGCUACCCCCUAACUCUAGCCCUGGAUCUCAUAUGCAGAAAAACAUUUGUUGUGGUAUAGGUGGGCCGUGGAGUUUUUAUAGCAUGUUGAGGAGGCUUCAGAAAGAAAAAGGGUGAGAGCUCCUGUUCUAUUCCCCCCUCUGCGAGUAGCCUGGUGGGUGACCUUGGGGAAGUGUUUGUGCCUCAGUUUCUCCAUCUACAAAUGCUUUGACAUUGCAAAUACUUUGACAUUUACUGAUGAUAAAAUCUAGGUAUUAUUAUAAUCAUCAUCAGGCACCUGCUCACCUCACUGCAGACAGGAGGCAUCCAAUGGGAUUUGAGCACCCAAUUCCCACUGGCCUCUGAUAAUUGCAGCCUAAACAGAAAAGGAUAGAAUCUUUGAAAACACCCAGGAAAGGUUUAUAAGCUAACUAGGAACAAGGAUCCCAAUUCAAAUACACUCUCCUGGGGUUAUUUGUCUUUUACUUUUCCCUUUAGUCUCUCUAGGUGGUGGGGGAAUUCCUGAAAUUUGGCACAUUUAAAAAAAAAUGUAAACCUUCAAGCAAAACUUUUCUGCAGUAAAAAAAUACCUUCUUUUCAUGAGACAAAACCAAAUAUAUACGUCAAAAGAAUGUAAUAUGGUUACUGAAUCCAGUCACUCUUAUGUGGAUUUUUAUAUUUUAAAUAUAUUUUAAUGAUUUUUAUAUGAGUAUUUGGAAGGGACAGUAACUGCUGUGAUGGCAUCUUAGAGGCAAGGCAAGGUCUCGUCUUCCCUAGGCAUGGCUUAUGAGCUGAAAGCAGCCCCUGAAGUGCUGCUUUACCCUUCACCCACACAGCACUGAACAAGCUGGGGAUAGGCAGCCUUCAGGCCCAAGCCUGCACCACUGAGGUCAGGCGGAAGUGACUUCAAUACAAGCAGGAGGAUUUAUAGGGGUCAGCUCCUGCUCUCCAUGACUCCAGGGUAAAUCUAGAGAGACUCCAUUGAAGUCUGUUGUUUAACACAAGAUUUACAAUGCUGCGCUCCAUAACACCGGUGUAAAAGCAGAGUUAAAUCCACGGGAGUCAGCGGGGCUGGUAUUCCGUUGCCUUCGGCCCUUAUGCAAUCGCGGCCGCUCUGAUCUGUUAGCGUUUUACACUGAUUCUGCUCUCAUGAAGUGCAGGACAGAGGAGAAUUGGGAGAAGCAGAGUAUAACUGAGAACAACUCUGCCUGUGUAGCCAGAGGAUGGGGGGGCUAUUGGAAUUUGAUGAUCUAUCUAGGCUCUGAGAAGCGAGCCGGGAACCACCCUUGCAUUGAUUUGUUUUUGUAGGGGAGACCAGACCUUUUGUUCUGCUGGUGCAUUCCUUUGUAAAUCUUGCUUAGGUUAUAGCUACACUGCAAUCAGAGAUGUGAUUGCAGCUUGGUUUGGCGUGCCCACGCUAGCUUCAAGCUAGCUGGCACCACUAAAAAUAGCAGUGAAGAUUCAGUGGCACAGGAUAGCAAUGCAAGUACGUACCGAGGGAGACCACACUGAGGUGUACGGCCCCCUAUCUUCAUUGCUAUUUUUCACCAUGCUAGCUAGCUAGAUGCUAGCCCAGGUCUGGCUACAUAAGCUGCUAUCGCAUAGUGUAGACAUAGCCUGAGUUAUGACCGUCUUUGAAUUUGGAUUACGCAGCUGCAGGAAUGCUUGCUAGUUUUGAUAAAGGGAACAUACAAGCAGUUACUGUCCUUUAAACAUUGCAACAACAAGAAGAUGUGGGGAAAGUCAGGUAUUGCUGUGUGUGUUUAGCAACAAGGAAAAAAAAGAGUAAGAAAAGAGAAAAAAAAAAAAGCUACCUCAAGGUAUAAAGUUACCUCAGCCAUUGUUUUUUGUUUUGUUUUUGGGGCUUGCUGAUAUUUUAUAUAAAAGCUGAUAGUCUUGAAUAUUUUAUUUUUUUAAUGAAAAGAGAAGUUACGUUUCAUAAUUUCUUAUGAGCCAGGAGUUAUGUGCAGGUAACCAAGUGUUAUGAGCUCUCUAUUGAGAACGACAGAAAUUUCAGACAUAGUGGAAAAGAUGGCAGCCGCUGAUUUUUGGCCUUUUAAAGCAGGGUGGUUAAUUUCACUGUGAUGCAAGAGUGAUUGGCUGUAGAAAUUCAUCUAUGAUUUUGAUGGUUAGAACCCACCACCUUUUUGAUUGGAAUUUUUUUUUUUUUGACUAGCCAUUGGAAUAAAGUCUACGCUUAACCCAACGCCAUCAAGUACCCAAACUGUUAAAGAGCCUUAGAUUAGAAACAUUUCAUGAAAGGGCAAGAGAGUAGAAUGGAUUUUGCUAUCAAGCAAUAAUUCCUAGCCAUUGAAAUCAGCAAUGAAAUUUGGCAUGUGGAGGGGCUGACUGGUAUGUUUCACAAAUUUGGCCCGCUGUGGUAAUUCCAAGUAGUCUAAAUACUUCACUAUCCAACCCAAAUGGAUCGGCCUCCUGUAUCUAAAUAGUCAGCAUCAGACCAUCUUCUCCACUAUGAUGCUUUAAGUAUUUUACAGAGAUUGCCUCAGUUUUACCGAGGAUAAACAAAUAAUUAAAAAGAGAGAGAGAGAGAAAUGGGAGCCAAAAUUUUAUACAUGCAGACAACAAGGAAAAAAAAUAGAGAGAGAGAGAGAGAGAUGUGAACCCAGCUAUCGCUAUUAGAAAGGUUCACAUUUUUAAUCACAUCUUGCUACUUUUUUAUUGUACCUGCAGAAAUUAACCCUUUUUUUAGAAUGUCAUGUUAAAAGAUCCGUGGUGGUAAAAUCCAUUCUAAAGAGGCUGAACCUGCGUCCCGUGCCCCCAAAACUCAGUGGGAAUUCUGGGUGCAUGGAGAACGCUGGAUCAAAGCCCCUAAAUGUAUGCAGCUUUAAAGAAGUAAUGACCCUUUUUCUGUAGAGACAGGGAAUGUCAAACAAACAAAGCAAGAGUUAAAAAUCCCGCUUGAGUGGGUGACACAUUCCAAAGCCCAAGUGAGGAGAAAGCAGGAUGCUAAUUCUGCUUUUUACCACUGGAAGAUUUGGGUAGUCAAGGCCUUCAUUUCUGACUCCUUGCACCUGUCUCCUCUGAAGACAGAAAGUUACAAGACAGGAAAGAUGUGGAAUAGAUUUCAAGUUGAUGCAGUUGACAAACGCAGGUAAAAGAAAAAAAAUCAAAUCAUCUUGUCCUACGAAAAAUGGUUUCCUACUUCUUUAAAUCUCUGGCUCUACCUUUUACAGACUUUCACAGAACAGUUUAUUCAGACAUCGGUGAAUAGUAUUUUCCAACAGCAAGCAUUUUUGAUAACUGGUUCAAACUGUAUCAUCAAGAGUAAAAAACAAACAAACCCACAGUACUGUAAAUCUGAUUGUUGCAGUGUUCUAUUGAGGGGGUCCUGCCACUUACCCAGAGUUUGAUUAUUCAGUGGGAACCUCUGGUGUUUUCCAUAAUACAGGCCUAACCCCGUAAAAUGUUUAGAAGCAUUGCACCAUUUUAAUACUUUUUCUAUAUGUUCAAGGGGGCAUCUUUGUCACUCCUCGUAUCUUUUAAGAUCAGUUGUGAUUACUCUGCUGAGAUCAAUGCUUUAGAAAUAAGUUUCCAUUAAGGAAGAAAGCAUUGCCUAAUAGUUUCUGGACAGGCUAAGGAGCUAGGAUCUCCUGAGUUUGAAUUCUGUUUCUACACCGUGGACUUAUGCAAAUCACUUAUCUCCUCCCUGAGGCCCUGAUUCAGGAAAGCACUUACACAGGCUUAAGUCCUGUUGACUCUGAUGGGUCUUAGGCACCUGUUUAAGGAGUCAGAGAGAGCUAAGUCUCCCAGUGCAGAACUCUGCAUAGCCGAGUUGCUUUGAGUAUCAGCGAAGUUAUUCCUAGUAAGCAACAGGCCUGUCCUGUGCAGUUUCUUGUACUAUGCACCUACUGUAUUUCUCUGGCACCAGCCUAGACUACAGUGUUAUGCAAGGAGCCCUUUGGACCAGCUGCAAAGCCCAGUGAAGUCAAUGGAAGGAGACUUGACUGAGCUUUGACCCAGGCCUAAAUGAAUAACAAGGAAAAGGGAUCUGAUGAUGCAAUACAUUUCUAGUCAACCAAGAAUUAAAAAGAAACAAGAGCAAUCCCUCAACAGGCCUGUUAAAGUUCAACAGGCACCAGAAGCCCUGGAGGCAAACCCUUGUUAAGUGGCAGGAUCUUUAGGUUUGAAAUCAGAAAGGAAGUAUUACCAGGAGCAUCAUCCUCUGUAGAGCCAGGGCUGGCUUUGGACAGGGUGAGGAGCAGAGAAAUAUCUCAUCUCUUCUGAGCUGGCGCUUCAUUUUUAUGAUAGCAGAAGAAGCAGAGUUUCUCAAGCAUGCACAUUUCCUCGACUAAGAGUGAAUUUGGUUGGUUUGGUUUCUGUAGAUCCUUUUCAAAGGGUUUGAAAAUGUUCCCUAGGUUUUAAACUUGAGGGGAAUAAAAAGUGGGACAGAAUCUGGGUUCAUUCUGGAGGACGGGGGAGGCUCCAAUGCAUUAGGUAGCUCCAAGGUGUAGAAUUUAAAUGAGGAAGCAGUGCAGUCUAGUGGUUAGAAGACAGGGUUCUGUGCCCAGCAUGGUCACUGACUUGCUUUGUGGCCUAGGGGCAAGAAAAAAAAAAAUCCACUUCUCUGUGCCUCAGUUUUACCCACCUGUGGAAUGGGUAUAAUGAUACCUACCUCACAGGGCUGUUGUGAGGAUUAACAAAUUAAUCUUUUUCAAGCACUUUGCAAUCCUCAGUGCCAUAUAGAGUGCAAAGUAUUAUUAUUAGGAGUAACUAAAACAACGCUAUAGUUUUGGAUUCACCUAGCUAGUGCUAUCAUAAUCUUGUCAUGCCAUUCAGCAAGGGGCAAAAAUGACUAAACCAACCUGCGCAGUAUUUUUCUCUUCUGAGCUCUGAACACUUUCUCGGCAAUUAAAAACACAUAGCUAUGGUUCAGCAGCUAUGGCAGACGAUGUGCUCCUUUGCUGGCAGUGAUAAUUGCAACCUAACCAAAUUGACAUACUUGGAAGGUUUUUAAGGAGUUAAAAUAAACUAAAGUUCAGUGUAAAUAUUAAAAAGAAACUGCCUUUAAGCUACAUUUUAUGUUUCCUGGGCAUUAGAUUUUGGUUUUGGUUUGGUUUUUUAGCAAGAAAAAGACAGUAAACAUUAAUAAUAUAGUACCAGAAAAAAAAUUUUUUUUUUUUUUUAAACGUUUAGCUCCAAAUAUUUUGAUUAUUUUUAGAUUCUGGGGGAAAAAAAAUAUCAGAAACGCAG
This is a messenger RNA of Gopherus flavomarginatus (Mexican gopher tortoise), 8471 nucleotides long. RefSeq names its product insulin like growth factor 2 mRNA binding protein 1 (gene IGF2BP1). Gene Ontology annotation, cellular component: nucleus; cytosol; cytoplasm. The record is from RefSeq and is a predicted model, not a curated record. Lineage: Eukaryota; Metazoa; Chordata; Testudines; Testudinidae. Gene Ontology annotation, biological process: nervous system development; regulation of gene expression. The transcript has 14 exons. The coding region runs from base 1 to 1695 and encodes 564 amino acids. Gene Ontology annotation, molecular function: mRNA 3'-UTR binding.